AUGAAUGAUCUUGUGUUGACAAGAGCAGACAAAACUAAACAUUUGGUUAUCAUGAGAAGGCAUACUUAUAACAAGGAGUUGCAUAAUUACAUCAAAAAGACGGAAUGUGAAAUUGUUGGCGACAAUGUAGUUGGAUCUUUGGACAGAAGGGUCAGGAAGCUGGAACGCUCGGGACUUUCUGCUGUUUUACCUUUUCUCAAGAAAUGCCGGAACCCGAGGCCCGGAACUCCAAGAUUGUUUGCUUUCGCUAAGACCCACAAGACCGGAAUGGAGUUAAGGCCAGUUGUAGAGAAAUGCAGAGGACCCACCUUUAUAUUAGAAAAAAGGCUGCACGGGUAUUUAUCCUCGCACCUUGAUGAUGAUAAUCUAGUGGCACAGGAUCCUCUUAUUGUUGUCAAGGAGAUACAAGAUAUAUCUUUAAUGGAGGAUGAGGUAGCGACCGUCUUAGAUUAUGAAAGCAUGUAUCCUUCAGUAAUGAUUGAGUCUUGUGUGGAUGCGUUAUUGGAUUUCUUGUACAUAAAGAACUCCCAGUUGCUUCUUUACACGCAAGAGCUAGAAGAACUGGCUAACCUGGUGUGCUGUGAGUCGUGCUUCAUCUUUUGUGGUCAGAUCUACAGACAAAAAAGAGGGGUUCCGAUGGGGAGUCCCCUCUCAGGAAUCCUUUGCGAAUUAGUUGUCAGAAGACUAGAAAGAAGGGUUCUUCAUGGGUUCAAAGAUGAUAUCGUAUAUUUCAGCAGGUAUGUGGAUGACAUUCUGAUCUUAUGGAAGAAUAAUAGGAGGGUGCAUGAAUUUAUGAGUAGAAUUAAUGAUAACAAUGAUGGGCUUAGAUUGAGAUUAGAACAAAAGAGUUCCAUGAAUGUGCACUUCUUGGACAUUAAUAUCCGGUUUAUGAAAGGGCAUUUGUCCACAAGUGUUUAUAUUAAACCUACACACACACCAUUAUAUAUACCAUCCCAGUCUAUGGAUCCGUAUCAGUAUAAGAUGGCAGCCUUCCGAGCGUUAAUAAGGAGAGCUUAUUUAUAUUGUGACCAAAUCGCUGACAGAGAGAAGGAGAUUGAUAGAGUAUUGCAGGUGGCCCGGACCCUGGGUUACAGAAAAAGUGUAAUUGUCGGAAUGCUUAAGAAGUAUGAAAGGGGCAUAGUAAAAAGAACUUUAAGAAAUGUUCCUACUAGGCUCACGAAAUUUACUUAUAAUAGUAGUAUGAAUAGUGUUAUGAAGGAAAUUGCUAGACGAAAGGAAUCAAGAAUGGUAUUAAGAAGAGCCCCUAAUUUGUAUAAGAUCUUGAGAAACGAUAAGGAUAAUAUCAGAGCGGAGGAGAGAGCAGGGGUGUAUAAGAUUCCUUAUGAAAACUUACAACUGGACGUUAAAAAAGAUUAUAUCGGCGUCACCACCAGAAGCUUGGGAGUAAGGCUCAAGGAACAUAGAUAUGCCAUAAGAAAAGCGUCUAAUUCAACGGUUUUGUCACAAAUGGCGCAAGCACAAGGAUCUGAGGUGAAAUGGGACGAGGCAACAAUCAUCAAACCUCUGUCUUCCCCAACUCUAGCAAUGACGGCAGAAAAAAUAGAAAUAUACAGAAGUAAGAUAAGAGAAGGCUGUUUAAAUGCGAGGGAUUCCGAGAGCCUGCCUUCGGCAUGGAAAUAUUUGGUUAAGAAAUAUACUACAAGCUCCGACCAGAAUUAA
Molecule: messenger RNA, 1680 nt
Organism: Centruroides sculpturatus (bark scorpion)
Lineage: Eukaryota; Metazoa; Arthropoda; Arachnida; Scorpiones; Buthidae
Exons: 1
Coding region: 1-1680 (559 amino acids)
Source: RefSeq, a predicted model, not a curated record